CUUCAAAUAAUCUUAAAAUGAAGCAACUGAUUGUAAACAUGUCGUUUGCUUGAAUAUAGGAUUGGUUUUAUGGCGUUCAUAAAUGAUAUGGUUCACAGAACAGCAGGCUAAACCUGUAACUAUACUAUCAACAUAAACAAGGACAGACGAGGACAUGUUGGGUUGAUGUGAACAUUCUGAGAUUCCGUUUCCCAUCACAAAGAGGAUGUGGGCUAUGAUGAUUGCUUAAAUAAUAUAAUAUAUAAAUAAAGCAGUGCUGAUGGAGAUCCAUCCUCGCUGAUGGAUUCCGAACGGGUGAUGGCCAGGCCAAGCCACAGCGAUCAUGUGCUCCAGCAGCUCAACAACCAGCGGGAGUGGGGCUUCCUGUGCGACUGCUGCAUCUCCAUCGGAGACAUCUACUUCAGGGCCCACAAGGCGGUGCUGGCGGCCUGCAGCUCCUACUUCCGGAUGAUGUUCAUCAGGGACCAGCAGGCGGCCGGGCGCCUGGACCUGAGCAACAUGCAGAUCAACGCCGAGUGCUUCGACCUCAUCCUGCAGCUCAUGUACCUAGGCCGGAUCGUGGUGGGCAGCUACGAGUUCGAGGAGCUGAAGGCGUCCAUGGCCUACCUGCAGAUGUACUACAUCCCCGACUCCCUGGACGACCUGCGGGACAUCCGGAGCUCCAACCUGACGCCCUCCUCCUCCGCCUCCGCCUCCUCCUCCUCCUCGUCCAGCUCCUCCUCCGCCGCGCCGGUCGCGGGGAAGAUGAUGUUUGGCGUGCGUAUGUACGAGCAGCAGAGGACCGCCGCCGAGACGGACCGGCCCAAGAUGGCCGUCGCCAGUGUCGCGACCCGCCCAGCGGCGCCUCCCGCCCCCGUGAUCCGGGUGGCGGCGCUGCCGCCGCCGCCGCCGGCGGAGGAGGUGGUGGUGGUCGCCGGCACGCCUCUGAUCGUGGCCCCGCCCCUCGUGGUCCUGGACGGCCUGGUGGAGCAGCCGUGCGACCUCAGGAAGAGGUCGGGCGGCAUGGGCCGGAGCGCCAGCAUGAAGGAGCGCCCGCGCUUCGGUCGCACCUACACCUGCGACGACUGCGGCUUCGUGUUCAGCUGCGAGAAGCUGCUGAUCGAGCACAUCCUGACGUGCACCAACCGGAAGGCCUUCCCGACGCCCCGGGCCGCCGCCGAGGCGGACAACGACUCCAGCAAGGCGGAGAGCUCGGCGUCCGAGGGCCUGGACGAGCACCGGGUGGUCUGCAAGGAGGAGUGGCCCGAGGACCCGGCGGACGCCAUGAACCGAUCGGUGGCCGCCGGGAGCGACCGCGGCGAACCCGCCACCGCCAAGACCGUCUCCAUCAAGACGGAGCCGGAGGACCCCCCGUACUCCGAGAUAGAGGUGGUCCGAGUGGGGCAGCCGCACGCCUCCGACUCUACCGGCCGGGCCAGCGACCCCAGGGUCCAAGACUGUACUAUACUAAAGGAGAAGGAGGAACCGGAUCAGGAGCACUCCGAGCCGGGCUUCUCCCGCAUGGACGACGCUCCUCAGGGGCCCUUCGAAGGUCACAUGUCCAGCAGCGACGACUCUGGGAUCCCCUCGAAACUGCGCAAGGUGAAGGAGGAGAAGCAGCCGGAGGAGGAGGAGUCGGCGCCCUGCGAGCUGUGUGGCGUGGAGCUGACGGAGGACGACCGCUCAGGCCACUACCUCUCCAGCCACAUGGGGCACAUCUGCGCCUGCGGCCGCUGCGGCCAGGUGCUCAUCAAGGGCCGGCAGCUGCAGGAGCACGCCGAGCGCUGCGGCGAGGCCCAGGAGGCGGAGUCGGACUCCCACGGCGAGGACGACUCCUCCCUGAUGGAGGAGGAGGAGGCGCAGGGGAUGGAGGACGAGGAGGAGGCGCCGGGGCUGGAGGAGGGCCUGCAGGACCCGGCCGACCUGGCCUGCCUGCACUGCGGCCUGGUGUUCCAGAACGAGGGCCGGGCCUUUCAGCACGCGCUGGCCUGCCACGAGCAGCAGCUGCUGCGCCCCGCGCCCUCGGAGGACGGCGGCGAGCCCGACCACCGCCGCAAACACUUCUGCACCCUCUGCGGGAAAGGCUUCUACCAGCGCUGCCACCUGCGGGAGCACUACACGGUGCACACGCGCGAGAAGCAGUUCAGCUGCCAGACCUGCGGCAAGCAGUUCCUGCGGGAGCGGCAGCUGCGGCUGCACACCGACAUGCACAAGGGCAUGGCGCGCUACGUGUGCCCCGUGUGCGACCGGGGCACCUUCCUCAAGCACGACCACGUCCGCCACAUGAUCUCCCACCUGGCGGCCGGCGAGACCAUCUGCCAGGUGUGCUUCCAGGUGUUCCCGAGCACGGAGCAGCUGGAGAGCCACAUGGACGUCCACCUGUACAUCUGCGGCGUGUGCGGCGAGAAGUUCCGCCUGCGUAAGGAUAUGAGGGGCCACUACAACUCCAAACACACCAAGAGGCUCUAGCGGGGGGCCCGUCGGUGACGGGCAGCCCCCUGCUGCUAGAUACCAAGCCAUAAAUGUGACAACAAAUGUAUGCACUUAAAACACCAAAAAAGAUGUAAAACUGCACUUUUACAGGAUCUACAUUAGUGGUGCCUCGGGCUUAAAUGUGUUUCAGCUUUACGCUUAAUCCUUCCCCAAUCCUUUUUACUGAGUCCAACUUGAGAGAAUUUCUGAAUUUCGGGUAAUGAUGCGGUCAUACAUUUCCUCUGAUGUGUAUUGGCUUCAGCUUUAUAAAUUGGCAUCAAGGCAUGCCAUGGCUUGGCACCUAAGAUGGCUGAUAGUUCAUGAUAGUGCACCAAGCAUUUAGCUGCCUAGUAUUUUACCAUGACGUAGAAUCAAGCAUCUAGUCUACUGGGAGUUGAAGUCAUGACUUAACAUCUAGCAUGCUGGAUGUUGAUUUCAUCACUUGGCAUACAGCAGCUAGUAUGCUGUGUAAGCCCAUUCUGAAGCUGAGAUCUUAUGUUAAGUAUUAAACAAUGGCGUGAUGAUCGGCUCCAUUACUUAUGCUCAACGGCAUAAAGGUUUCUCCUUAUUUACGCUAGUUUGGCCUAAGGUGUGUGUGUGUGUGUGUGUGUGUGUGUGUGUGUGUGUGUGUGUGUGUGUGUGUGUGUGUGUGUGUGUGUGUGUGUGUGUGUGUGUGUGUGUGUGUGUGUGUGUGUGUGUGUGUACUUGGGAUUUGUUAGCGUGUGUUUAGGUAUUAUUAGGUUUUGUGUUUCUAUGUUAUGUUUUUUGCUAGGUUGUGUUUUUAUCCCGCAUUCAAUACCAAACAUACAGGACUAAUUGUAAGAAACUGUCUGACAUAGUGCUUCUGUCAUGGAAACUGACCAAUCAAAAUAAAAGAGUAGGAAAGGCAGCAUCUGUCAUUGCUUCUAGAGAUGCGGACAAGCUUUCAGGACGUAAUUUUUAAGUAUCUUAAUCCUUCAUAAUGCAUACAAACUAUGAUUGAUCUGAUUAAUUAACCGUUUUACAUUCUCCCACGUGCAAAAGUCAACACUCACAUCUGCUGUACUGAAUGGCAUAAUCCUUAACUGCCCCAAUAAUAUAAAUAUUAUACUGAACCUCCAGCGGGUACUGAGUAUACAGCCAUGUAUAGAGGGGCAGAAUAGCCUACGGGUACAGAGUCCUACAGUACCAUUGUCCAUUUAUGCCUAGCUUAAUACAUACUGUUACCCUUAGUUAUAUACAUCAGAAAUCCUAAUUUAUGACUGAUGUGAUCCAAAUGUCUUUUAAAGUUCUCUUUUAAAUCAGCUUAAUAAAACCAAGUAAACUUG
This is a messenger RNA of Gadus macrocephalus (Pacific cod), 3758 nucleotides long. It is a transcript of the gene zbtb1, whose product is annotated as zinc finger and BTB domain containing 1. Gene Ontology annotation, biological process: regulation of immune system process; negative regulation of transcription by RNA polymerase II; regulation of cytokine production. The coding region runs from base 280 to 2448 and encodes 722 amino acids. NCBI's taxonomy places the organism in Eukaryota, Metazoa, Chordata, Actinopteri, Gadiformes, Gadidae. The record is from RefSeq and is a predicted model, not a curated record. Gene Ontology annotation, molecular function: protein binding. The transcript is spliced from 2 exons.